AUGAAUACAGAAUACACUUCACGUACAGUGUUGCUCUCCACUGCCGUUGUAGGCAUCACGGAUCAGUACGGAAAUUCGAUGCUCGCUCGUGCGUUGCUGGACUCUGGCUCGCAGCGAUGCUACAUGUCGGAAAGCUUUUCCCAGAAGCUCAAGUUUAAGAGAUCUCGUGAACAUUUACCUGUUGUCGGAAUUGGAGGUUCAUGCACAGCUUCAACUCAAGCAGUACUAGCUGAAAUGAAUUCUUGUGUCACAGAGUACACGACGCGAUUGAAAUUCCACGUGCUACCACGUGUCACUGUUAACCUUCCCGUACAAAGUAUUAACAUAAACAGCUGGAAAAUUCCUAAUGAAGUCGUCUUAGCUGAUACAACUUUCCACGAGUCUCGUGCGGUGGAUCUUAUAAUAGGAGCAGAAAUUUAUUUAGACAUUAUCCUAGAAAGUCAGCAAAUCAAAUUGACCGAAUCUGGUCCAACGUUACAGAACACACAGUUGGGCUGGAUUGUCUCGGGAACAAUUCCAGACGAAGCAUGCUGUUAUUCAUCGAUCGUCUCACAUUCUUCCGAAUCAGUCGAAGAUCAAUUAAUGCGAUUCUUCGAGUUAGAAUUAUGUCGUACCACUAGUACUUUUUCGUUGGAAGAAACCGCAUGCGAAAAACAUUUCGAACGAACCACAAAGAAAGAUUGUUCGGGAAAAUUUAUAGUGCAUUUACCCAAGAAACCAUACUUAAUCGAUCGUCUCGGCGAAUCGAGAUCGAUAGCUUUGCGUAGAUUUUCAGCGUUGGAGAAAAGACUCAACGCAAAUGUAAAUGUCAAACAAAUGUACUCUAAUUUCAUUAAUGAGUAUCGAAACCUGAACCACAUGCGCGAGGUAUUACCUAUUGACGAGGAGAAAUCCAUGCAAACACCUUACUAUAUGCCUCAUCAUGCGGUACUUAAGCCCGAUAGUACAUCAACCAAGUUGCGUGUCGUGUUUGAUGCGUCAUGUCCAUCGUCCAGUGGUAUUUCGCUUAAUGCUGCAUUAAUGGUAGGCCCUGUGGUACAGGACGACCUGUACUCGAUAAUUUUACGAUUCCGUCUCCACAAAUAUGCAAUCAUAGCUGACAUAGAGAAAAUGUACAGGAUGAUUAAUGUGGACCCAGCCGAUUAUCAUCUUCAACGCAUUUUGUGGAGAGAUGAUCCUUCUGAACCCAUCCGCACCUUCGAACUAACGACGGUUACGUAUGGAACCUCGCCUGCACCGUAUCUCGCUACUCGUUGUCUGAAGAAACUCGCAGAAGACAAUAAACCAACAUAUCCAAUCGCAGCAGAAACAAUCCUCAACGGAUUCUAUGUCGACGACUUGCUAAAAAGUGUUGGAAGCAUCGAUGAAGCAUCGAAAUUAUGCAGAGAACUUAUUCUGCUACUCAGCGCUGCCGGUUUCACUCUGCGUAAGUGGAGUACUAAUUCCUGUGAGAUCCUGGAACAGAUACCCAUUCACCUUAGAAGUAAUCAAUCGACUUUAGAGCUACAGCCAUCAGGCGACAUCAAAACGCUCGGAUUAAUCUGGUCACCCAACACUGACAUGUUUAAAUUCACUGUGCCCCAGUGGCACUCAUCAUCUGAAAUCACCAAGAGAAUGUCCGAUUUCGCAAAGCUCUUCGAUCCAUUAGGAUUAGUUGGACCUGUCACAGUUCAGGCCAAAGUUUUUCUCCAGGAACUUUGA
This is a messenger RNA of Toxorhynchites rutilus septentrionalis, 1701 nucleotides long. RefSeq lists its product as uncharacterized. The coding region runs from base 1 to 1701 and encodes 566 amino acids. The transcript has a single exon. Lineage: Eukaryota; Metazoa; Arthropoda; Insecta; Diptera; Culicidae. The record is from RefSeq and is a predicted model, not a curated record.